AUGACAUCUCCAGAGACAUAUACGGUCGGAUGGAUAUGCCCCCAUCACGAUGACUACGAAGCCGCCUGCGCAAUGCUAGACGAAGAGCUCGAAGGCCCAGAAGCCGCAGAAAAGGGUGACGCCAACACAUACUUCUUUGGUCGCAUCAGCAAGCACAACAUCAUCAUCGCGUGUCUCCCACUAGGCCGCUAUGGAACGACCGCCGCUACUCGUGUGGCAAAGGACAUGAUGCGCUCCUUUCCGCAGCUGAGGUUCCUGCUGCUGGUGGGCACAGCUGGCGGUGUGCCUACCGAGGACCGCGACAUUCGGCUAGGCGAUGUCGUUGUCAGUGUGCCAACCCAUGCGUCUGGCGGCGUUGUUCAGUAUGACUACGGGAAGCAGCUUGCUGAGGUCUUUCAGCCAACAAGUCAACUGAAUGCUCCUCCGACGGUGCUGUUGGGGGCUUUGCCGGAAGUGACGCGGAGGCACAACAACCCCAAGAGAUUUGGGGGCAUUGAUGAGCAUCUGCAAGCCUUCAGCAACAAUCCUCGCUUCCGAAAACCGCAAGAGGACCGUUUGUUCCUCCCAGCCGUGAAGCAUCAGGGCGGCAAAGACUGUGCCAAGUGCGACAUGAAUGGCCUCGUUCAACGCCCACCGCGGACUACAGGGAGAGCCGUCAAUGUCUUUUACGGCACUGUUGCAUCCGCAAACUCCAUCAUAGCUGACGCAGUCAAGAGGGAUGCCUAUUCCAGAGUCUCAAGGGUCAGCGCAUUGUGCUUUGAGAUGGAGGCGGCUGGUCUCAUGAACGACUUUCCCUGCAUGGUGAUUCGGGGCAUAAGCAACUACGCAGACGCGCACAAGAACGACGAGUGGCGCUGUUAUGCGGCCGCAACCGCCGCAGCAUAUGCCAAAGAGCUGCUUCGUGUGGUAAAACCC
This is a messenger RNA of Trichoderma reesei QM6a, 915 nucleotides long. RefSeq lists its product as uncharacterized. The transcript has a single exon. NCBI's taxonomy places the organism in Eukaryota, Fungi, Ascomycota, Sordariomycetes, Hypocreales, Hypocreaceae. Gene Ontology annotation, molecular function: catalytic activity. The annotation marks the transcript as partial. The record is from RefSeq and is a predicted model, not a curated record. Gene Ontology annotation, biological process: nucleoside metabolic process.